GAAUAAGUGGGUGAUUAACAGACUUCUGCAACAGUUGAUGGCAUCCAGAGGAGGUCAUCGAAUCAUCUGGAUCAGCUUUUGUGCAACAGAGACACAUUUGAGCUAUGCAGGCAGUGGCCCAUAAUGACUGCAGUUGAGAAACACUGAUCUACACCAACAAGCAGCAGACUGCCAUCACAGGUUGCCAGGUGGCAGAGUGAGAAAAAAAAAAAAAACCCUCACUGCACACCUGAAUCUCAUCUGUGAAAAGGAUGAUGAGGAAGUGGCCUUGUAACAGAAACACUGCGUGAAGCUCUUGUGUGUGCAGGAGCCGUCCUACCAAAGUUGGCAGACAAUACAGCUCUGGUUCUGCAAAAAGAGACCCUCUAAAAUAUAAAUGAGGAAAUCCACACCUGUUUCCAAGUAACCAAGGCAGACACCGUAUUGGCACGGCAGCUGCUGCUAACCUGUUUGGCCUGAAGAAUUAGACCAAAUUUGAUCAAAGGAAAAGUCUGGUGGGGCCCAACUGAGACGUCCUGAAGCUGGAAGAGGAGACUUGGUGGAGGGUGGGCAACUGGAGAGACAGAGGUCGUCACAGGUGUUUCCUCUGAGCACUGAGCAUCAAUUUGUCCAAACAUGAAUCCCAUGUGGAAGGUUUAUAAAGGCAAAGUGAUGAAGACUCUGAAUCCUGAGUAUGAGGAGGAUACUGCAGAGGAGGUCACAGAGAUAGAACAUGACAUGAGUCCAAUACAGGAGGAUGAAGGACCCAACGCUGUCUCUCAGCUGGCCAGAAAGAUGCAGGGGGCAGGGGCUAAAAGCUGGAACAGGUUUUCGUCUCUUUUCAACAAAGAGGAUGAGCACCAGCUUCUGGAGGAGACCGAGUGCCCGCCUGUCGCUGACCACCCUCUCGCAGUAAAACCUGAAGAGCCUCCUCGACCGACCAGGCGCAGUGGAUUCUGGGAUACUUUUGCAACCAACUUUGCUGCAAAGAAGCAGGCUGAAGCUGCUGCUGCUGCUGCAGCUGCAAAUGAGGGCGUGGCAGAGUCAGGUGAGGAAGGAGUGACUCAGGCUGCAGGGGAGGAGCAGCAGGUUGGCCCGACUGAGGAGACGGAAGCAGGAAGCAGCAGCAGCAACAACAGCUUCUCUAAAUAUGUGACGCUGGGAGGGAGCAGCGAAGACGCCUCCUUUAAGUGGAACUUUGUUACCAGCAAGCUGGCAGAGCUGAAAACCAAGGGCAUGGUGAAUAAGACCAACUGAUCGCUACAAAGAUGUCUUCUAACAUUCUUACAAAAUGUUGCAGCAAAUCAUAUUUAGUUUAACUUUAUUUCAUUAUAAUCUCAUUCGAUUGUUUUCAGGUCUUAAAGGUAAAAAGACAUUAAAACUUGUUUUCAAUCAAUCAACCAUAAAAGGUGGGAUGUGGUGUGUAUAAACAUUGAUCCUGGACUAAAUAUUAAACAUUGGAUUACUUCUACAGUUCAGCACACAUUGAACUGUAGAAGUAAAUGUUGCAGAAUAAAUGUUUAGAGUCUACUUAUUUAAGAAAGCCUAAAUGUUAAUGCUGCAACAAAUGAAUUUGUGCCUCAGUAAUAGGGCAGGUGAACUGUGCAUUCCUAUCUCCUUAUCUCUGUAAAGUGAUGCUUGCACCCCUCCAUGAUGUGAAGUAAACAGGUUUAUUGCUGUUUUCAGUAACCCUUGAAAACUUUAAAAUGGAGUUUGUGUGGUCAAAUUUUCCACCACAGUGUUUCUUCAAACAAGACAAAAGGGGCUUACCUACCUUUCAACAAAUCUAACCUAAUCUGUAGUUUAGGGGAAAACUGGAUUAAAAGAUUAAAGGCAGCGAUAGCUGGAUUAGCUGAGGAUCUGAUCACUUAACCUAUUCAGAGAGAAUUACAGCUCAAAGGUCUUUAAUUAUGGUAAGACCCUUUGCAUGGGCAAGCACUUACUAAGAAAUUCUUCCUUUGUGAUGUGAAAUGAAAGACUAAAAUGUGUUUGGUCAUAAAAUCUGAAACCAUGACUUGAAUUUUCUAAUCUUUGACUGAGACUGAAAUGUGCAAUGUGUGAAUCUUUUUUGUUCAUGACAGGGGAAAUUGGCUGAUGUUGUUAUUUUGGUGUCUUUUGGGUCUUGACUUGUAUGUUUAUUUUGUUUUUGGUUCUGAUAUGACAAAAUAAAGACUGUUUACCCUGAA
Messenger RNA from Gambusia affinis (western mosquitofish), 2165 nucleotides. RefSeq lists its product as uncharacterized. The transcript is spliced from 8 exons. NCBI's taxonomy places the organism in Eukaryota, Metazoa, Chordata, Actinopteri, Cyprinodontiformes, Poeciliidae. Gene Ontology annotation, biological process: spermatogenesis. The record is from RefSeq and is a predicted model, not a curated record. Bases 616 to 1236 code for a protein of 206 amino acids.